GUCGUCCCACCUUCUGUGGAGCUGUCGGCGCUCUUCCUGACAUCCGGCAUUCGUUGGAGAAGCGGCAGUCACGCAGGGCUCCCUGAUCAGUGUCGACCAGAAGCGGAGCUGAAGCUGUCGCUGGCUUAACGGGGCUAAGCACACUGUCACACUGUCUAAGAAGCUACCCACCCACAGUCUGAGGUGACUCAGGGAUUCCACAAAAGAGGAGGUGGUUCCAGUAAGCAGUAGUCAGUGGUGAGUGACAGCGAGAGGCCAGUUGAUCCUGACAGACACGUUGGACUCCAUUAUGCAGUUAGGGUGUUAAGGAUGGAGGAUUCGAGUUUGUGUCUUGGUGUGUCGUCAGCAGUGGCUGAUAAUGAUGCCCAUCUGAGUAAUGCAGUCUUGAAUGGCCGCUACCCCAUAAGUCAAAAGCUUCACCAGCUUACUGCCCAGCUAGGACACGCCUUUCCUGACCUACACCGCCCACAACAGAUACCUGAAGAGAAAGCAGCAACACCUUUGGACGAGAAGACCCACCACGCAGCCCUGGCUAAUCAACCCAUCAGCAGCCAGAUGGCCCUCCUCGCCAAUCAGCUCAACCGAGACAUUGACGCAGGGGCACUGAGUGGGCUGAAUGGGCGUGUUGACCUGCAGCAGUUUCUCAAUGGCCAGAACUUGGGCAUCAUGUCCCAGAUGAAUGAUAUUGAAGAUGAUGCCCGCAAGAAUAGGAAGUAUCCCUGUCCAUUGUGUGGAAAGCGCUUCCGUUUUAACAGCAUCUUGUCUUUGCACAUGCGCACACACACAGGAGAGAAACCCUUCAAGUGCCCCUACUGUGACCACAGAGCAGCUCAAAAGGGCAACUUGAAGAUCCACCUCCGCACCCAUAAGCUGGGGAAUCUUGGUAAGGGCCGCGGCCGUGUCAGAGAAGAAAAUAGGCUGCUUCAUGAGCUGGAGGAGAGGGCCAUUUUGAGGGAUAAGCAGAUGAGAGGCAGUGUCAGUAUCAUCCAGACGGCUCAAACACCCCAGCUUGGCCUCAAUAGCAGCUCAAACUCCCAUCAGCAGCAAUUAGGCUCAGCUUGUGGUCUCCUUCCCCCUUCUGGCCUUGCCACUCCAGAAACAAUUUCUCAGCCUUCCUCUUCACCCAAGCCAGCCGGCACCCAGGAUGAACAGUCCCUGAACCCAACUACAGGCUUCCGUUGUACUUUCUGCAAAGGGAAGUUUAAGAAGCGUGAGGAACUGGACCGUCACAUUCGCAUACUUCACAAGCCCUACAAAUGUACUCUGUGUGAAUUUGCCGCCUCCCAUGAAGAGGAUCUGAUAAGUCAUGUGGAGAAGGCCCAUAUCACAGCCGAGACCACACAGGGCCAGGGUGCUGGUGGCGCCGGUGGCACACAGGUGGCCAACGAAUUCCGUUGUGAGGUAUGUGGGCAAGUGUUCAGCCAGGCUUGGUUCCUCAAGGGUCACAUGCGCAAGCACAAGGACUCCUUCGAACACUGCUGCCAAAUCUGUGGCCGUCGCUUCAAGGAACCCUGGUUCCUCAAGAACCAUAUGAAGGUUCAUCUCAACAAGUUGGCCAUCAAGAACAAACCGCCCCAGCCCACUGAGCAGGACAUGACUGUCGUAAAUAGCAUGAGCAGUCUGGCUCAGGAAGCUCAUGCCAACCUUUAUUCCCGCUACAUCUCCUGUCUUCAGGGGGGCUUCCUUUCACCAGACAAACAGGGCCUGAGUGAACAGCACCAGAUGUUGGCUAAAGCUGGUAUUGCUAUGAAGGAGAAAGAGAUGUUGGGAAAGCUGUUGGGCCCAAUGGCAGGGGGUAUGGGCCAUGUACUGGGCGAAAAUGAGAAACGAUCACUCCUUGGUUGUUUAAACCUUGUUCCACCACUCAAGUCGAGCUGCAUGGAGCGCCUCCAGGCCGCUGCAAAGGUGGCAGAGAUGGAUUCCCUCAGUAGCUAUCAGGCCUGGCAGAUUAUGGCUCGUGGCAUGGCUAUGGACAGGGCAUUCAUGCCUAAAGAGCAGCAGCAGCACCAUAUACCCCCAGGGCACGAAGAUGAGAUGGGUGGUGCUGGGGCUUUGGCUUCUUUCUCAAAAGAUAAACAAGACUACUCCUUGAUUCCUUCCAAUGAUAGCUCCAAGCAAAAGCAGCUCUCAGAAGCCUUGCAGGGAUCCAAGGCCUCUAGCGGAGCCCUGAUGUCCAUGAAGGAAGAUGGAAGAGGCUUUGACAGUCACCGUGACUUAAUGUCACACCAUAGUGCUGAGGCUCCUGGAGCCCUGGCUGGCUUGGGAAGCCCAAACGUUGACUACAGCCUCUCAGGCCUAAAGGAGAAGCCAUCAGAGUGCCCUGACUGUGGCCGGAUCUUCAGAACCUACCAUCAGAUGGUUGUUCACUCCCGUAUCCAUGGCAAAGACAGGAGAGGCAUGGAAGAAGUGAUCCAGCAACAAGGUCUGGAUGAACGCAGGGGCUCAGCCAGUGACCCAGAGUCCCAGUCCAUCAGCCGCUCUACCACUCCUGGUUCAUCCAAUGUGACAGAAGAGAGCGGAGCUGGAGGAGGACACUCCCAGACAGGGAGCGUCCAGGAUGACAGCCCACAUCCAUCCUCACCAUCUUCAGAUGUUGGGGAGGACUUGGGGAAGGCAGCGGGGAGUAUUCAGCCGCCUCUGCCCCAGCUUCGCGAGCGGAGUCUGGCCUCUGCCUCCAAGGACUGCGCCUACUGUGGCAAGUCGUUCCGGACCUCCCAUCAUCUCAAGGUUCACCUGCGGAUACACACAGGAGAGAAACCUUACCGGUGCCCUCAUUGUGACUAUGCUGGCACCCAGUCUGCCAGCCUAAAGUACCACCUGGAGCGCCACCACCGUGAGCGUCAAAAUGGUUCCACCAUCUCAGGCCCAUCCUCUGGCCACACCCCUUCCGCCGACCAUAAAGAGGACCAUGGAAAGACAGCGGGUGGCGGCAUCUUUGCCCGACCAGACGUCCUCCGCAGUGUUUUCAAGGGAAUGCCUCCCAACCUCGACUUCAGGGCAGGUCCAUUACUGCCACAUCAGUGGGCGUCAGCUGGAAUGAUAUCUCCACAUGACAGAGAUCGUGAGCGUGGUGACCGCCGUUUUGAUUCUGCCUCCUCAUCUGAGAAGAUGAAGACUGCUGAUGUCCCAUCCUCCCUCGUCUCAACAGCAACAGAUAGUCCUGCCAGCUUCUCUGACUUAAGCAGGGCUUACCAAAGUAUGAUGGGGAAUGGAGUCCACUUUCAAGGUUCUCUUCAGGCCUUCAUGGACAGCUUUGUCCUCGGCUCCAUGAAGAAGGAUACAAAGGACAACCAGAGUCCAGUCCAGCUCCAGGCCCAGCUCUACCAUGAUAAUGGUGAGCCCAAAGCCAAGCGAGCCAUGUCUACUGAACAGGACAGAGAGGAUAAGGCUGAUGCCAAACAGAAUUCACGCCCGGGGAAACCUGGAUCCCAGUAUGAACCACUUGAUCUGUCUGUGUCAGUUCGGCCUGAGUCUGCAUCCGGAUCUCUGCCAGGCUCCUCAGUCACCAUCCAUGACAAUGUGGCAUGGCAUGGCUGCCUCUUCUGCUCCUUCUCCACCUCCUCAAUCGAGAUCAUGGCUCUGCACCUCCAGGCCAACCACAUGGGUAAGGCCCAACUGCAGAGGUCUGACAUAGCCAAGGAGCUUCAUGGAGACACUUCUCCCACAACCUCCACUAUUCACUCUUCCUCCAAUAAGACCACUGGUGUGGCCCUUGAGAAAGAUGGAAUCCGAGAUGGAGAGAAAAACCACGGAGGCUGGAACAACCACCUGGACCAGCCCUACAACCCCUUCCAGAGUGACUUCUACAGAAGGUUUGGUGGCUUGUAUGAUGGAUCACCAAGUGCAAACCAGGCCCUUCAAGGUUGUAUAGCCCCACCAGAGCAAUGUCUUGACCUGCCUAGCCAGGCUUUUGGACCCUCCUCAGCCAGAGAUGACCAGAUUGUUGAGAGAAGCUCUCGUGGAGGUGCUGAAGAGGACCAGGUAGGAUCAGAUGAUGAGGUUGUGAAGGCUGGGUUGCACAGUGCCACUGAGACCCCUUCAACCACACCCAUGCGACAGCAGCAACAGAAUCACUCUGAGGAAGAGGAAGAAGAGGAUGGAGUGGCUGAAGAGGAGGAGGAAAGAGAUGAGGAUGGGCACAUGGACAUGGAGAGAGAGGAAGAAGGAAGUUCAGCCUCAAACCACCUCCGAAACCACCCCAAACAUUUCCAAGAUGACUCCUCUUUGCCCCAAAGAAGUGGAGCCUCUUCCUCCACAAUGAUGGCACUUUCUCUGGUUCCCCAUCCACAAAACCAAGCUUUGCCACUGGAGAAGCAGUGGCAGCAAGGCUUGGGCCUCCUGUCUCCCGGAGGCCCUCCAGGACUGUUAAAGGCUGAGCAGCAGACCCACCUAGAGCAGCAGAUGAACAUGCUCUCUGUCCUCAGAGCCUACAGCAAUGACAACAUCCCCGCAUUCAAUGGCCUUGGUGGCGGAGCAGGAGGAGCAUCCACAGGGGGCAUGAAGAGGCCAGAUGCACCUGUGCAUCUGUGGGUGGGAGACGAGGACCAGCCCAUGACCCAUGACCUCGCGCUGACCCACGACCCCCACCAUCUUAACAGCGACCUUAACCAUCCUCACAACCAUAACCUAGGCGGCCCUGAGGGGCUGGAUGCCCAAGCUGUAAACAAAGACUAAUGGCCCAGACCGGAGCAAGGCAGGAGGAUGAGGAUGAGGAUGGAGGCGAUGAUGAUGAGGAGGAAGAUGAGGAUGAAGGAUAAAUGAAGGAAUACACUAUAACAAAAGACUUUAUUUAAGAUGAAAAACACAUACUACCGUCAGAGUGAAGAGAAGGUGAGAACUAUAUGAAGGACAGUUUGGGGCUGGAUUUACGUGAUGGACCAAACGGCUUUUGCGAGCGUUCUUGGACACUAAACAAAGUGACAACAAUUUUCCUGUUUUGUCUCCUGUGGCCCCUUGUCUUUGUUGUCUAAUCUUCUACAAUGUUUUUCUUUUCUUUUAAUGAAACUACCUGUCUGAGUAGCAACUCCUUUAACUGGCCCCACAGUUUCUAAAACAUUCCUUGAGCUAGAAAGGUAUGUCUCUCUCUCUCUCUCUUUUUAGUUAGGACUGAAGUGUUGUGCUUAAUCAAAUAAGGCUUUUAAAGACCUUUCUCUCCUGUAAAAUGAAGACGACAUUUAUUUCACAAGUCCACGGACCGCCAUUAUAUUGUACUGGAAUGUAUUCUACUGUAGAAUAGCAACUCAAUGUUACCGGACUGUUGACGGAGACCAAGCACAUUUCCUGUCAGACCAGCCACUUUGGGCUCUCCUAUCAGCCGUUCUGUCUCUGUGUCCCACGGCCAUGCAUCACUCGGACUAUGGUUAACAAAGGAUAGGGGCACCACACGACAAUCUACAACACAAGUUUGUUUCCAGAGAUGAUAUUGCUGGUAGAAAAAAAAUACACAUGUAGCUGACCUUUGAUGAUGGUGGUGCUAAUGAUACUUGUGAAGAGGACUGAAUAUUCCCUAAAUGUACUUACAAUACUAAAUCCCCACUGCAUAACCAGGCCAGUACAGGCCUUCACCCUGCCAUUUGGCUUCCUUUGUCUAUUUUUCUUGUUCUGUAUCAUCCAUCACAGCAGCCAUAGAUGCUUAAUGUACAUAGAGAGAUAUACAGUAGUUUAAAAAAAGAAAAGCAAAAGUGAAAACAAAACUUUUAAAAGAUUCGUGACAAGGACAAGCAAACAAAUGACAGUAGAUUGCACAGCCACGUUCUGAAAAGGUCGGCAUCCUUCUAGAGUUUGACAGAGAAGAAUUCAAAAGAAAAAGAAAAAAAGAUCUGAAAAACAAACAAAAAAAAGGUGAUGUGGGGGAAAUGUUUCUUUCUUUAUCACCCUCCAACCCUUUCGCUUCAUCCCUCAUGUCAACCUCAAGAACUCUAGUGUUGCAGAUGUUUGUAAGAUACUGCCACCGAUCAUUGUUGCACAGUGUUAAUGACUACUGAAAAUGGUUUGAUGUAUUUACUUUAAAAUGAGAAUAAAAAAGAACAAAAAACUGGGAAAAAAGACAUAUUGUGUAUAGCCUUAGAUACAAGUCAUCUGUUAUUGCUUCUACAAAGCUAUGUAGCUGUGCUAGACUGUAGGAUGUAGGGUUGAUUUUAUUUUUUAUUUUAUAUGUACUGUACAUUAAUGCCUUCUCCAUUUACUGAUCAAAAAAAAAAGAAAAAGAGGAAAAAGAUGACAAUCGUCUCCUGUGCUGCAAACAUAUUUGCCCCCAUAUAUACAGGAUCCAUUAUGAAUAGAGGGACUUUAUCCUUUCUUAUUUCUUUCAUUUGUUUUGGUUCUCAGAAGUAUUUGGCACUGUGAUAGUAUUAUAAACCCAACCUAUACAGUAUAAAACUAGAUAACUAACUGAACUGAAGGUGUGUGUGUGUGUGUCCCUUGGCUUUGUGAAAUGUUUCUACGUCAUUUUUUGUGAACCCAGAGAAAAAUUCUAAGUCGGUAUAUACAGUCCAAAUAUAAUACCUCCUAAUUUUUCUUUUAAGUUUGACCAACCUCUAUACUGUAUGUGGCUUUGACAAAUUGUUACCCAGAUUUCUUUUGUAUGCAAAUCCCCUUUUGGCCUGCAGCAUCGGCCCGAUACUUCUUCAGCAGCAGCAUGAAUCUGUGCUCAAACUCCAACGCCAAGAGAUUACGCUGCAGUACAGCCUGUUUUAUUUUGUUUUCUCUUUUUUUAAUUUGAUUCAUGUAGAUUACAAUUAACCAUUCUUUCAUUUUCAGUAUACCAGGAAAAGAGGGGAUUUAAAACUAAAAUAAUAACAGCGAGACACGUGAAAAGUGAGAAGCAGUGGUUGUUGGAAAAUGUGACAGGGUGUUGGAGGGGAGGAAUUCAGGAAAUGGGGUCUGAGGGAACCAAUCAGAUUCAUCCUGCUAGAGGCACUGUCCAAUGGCUUUGACCUCUGACCCCAUCUGUUUUCAAGGGAUGUAAAGGUGAGAGAUGACUGGCGAGAGUCUCGCCUCUGAACCAGCUAUAAUAAUGAGCAUUCCACGCCACAUGUUAUGUACAAAAACCUGUCUUGUGAGCUGAACACUCUUUAUGUUUUGCUGUAUCCUCAUGGCAGAUGCUUCGUUUUGUAACUACUGAACUG
Messenger RNA from Platichthys flesus (European flounder), 7127 nucleotides. RefSeq names its product zinc finger protein 536 (gene znf536). Gene Ontology annotation, biological process: regulation of DNA-templated transcription. Gene Ontology annotation, molecular function: DNA-binding transcription factor activity, RNA polymerase II-specific; RNA polymerase II cis-regulatory region sequence-specific DNA binding. The transcript has 7 exons. Lineage: Eukaryota; Metazoa; Chordata; Actinopteri; Pleuronectiformes; Pleuronectidae. The record is from RefSeq and is a predicted model, not a curated record. Gene Ontology annotation, cellular component: nucleus. The coding region runs from base 310 to 4674 and encodes 1454 amino acids.